AGCCAAUUGGGAUGAUCGCUUUGGAUCGACAUUUUUUGUCUCUCUAGAAUGGAUGCGCAGGCCGUGUGACCGUAAGCACUCUGCGAAAGGCCAUCUUACUCGUAGUUCUGCACCCGGAACUAUAUCGCGUGCGUGGCUACAAAGCACUAUCUGGUCAUCAGUCUACUCGCCAUAUGAAGGAUCCAUGGAGAAGAUAUUUGAAGAAGCAGAACUAUGCGGUGCUCUCAAUCUGUCUGGCCGAAAAAUGAAAGAAUAUCCUCAUGAAUUGUCCAACAAAUACGAUCUCUCUGACCUCAUAUCAUUGGAUCUCAGUGGCAAUCGGCUAAGCGACAUUCCAACAUGUGUUUGCGAAUCGCGCUCCUUGGAAUCAUUGAGUCUUCGUGAUAACGCGCUGCGAAGCGUUCCGCGUAAUAUCCUUUUCCUGCGUUCGCUCACUGUGCUGGAUUUGAGCAACAACAAAAUUGUCCAACUACCGCUGAGCUUAUUCGAAUUACCCUUAGAGAUUGUGCUGCUGACUGGCAAUCGUCUGGACUCUAUCCCUCGUGAAAUUCGGCAGCUUUCUUCAACCCUUGCGGAACUGGAUGUGAGUUGCAACUUUUUGAAAUCUAUUCCUCCCGAUAUUGCGUUGCUGAAAAUGUUACGUGUUUUGAAUUUGCGUCAAAACUUGCUCGAAUGCUUUCCUUCAGAGCUGUGUCGUCUUUCUUUGCAUACGCUUGAUCUGUCCUGUAAUCGCCUGAAGCAGUUGCCUUCACGCAUUGGAAAAAUGAACUCUCUCGUUGAGCUUUCUGUUGGGAACAACCCUCUACAGUUCCCUCCAGCAUCUCUUAUAUUGAAGGGUCGUGAACAUAUCGUAAAAUGGAUGGAUGUUGAGACAAGUGCUGGGCUGAAACGUCAAAGCCAAUCAGAAGAUUUCAGUACGAGUUACGCUAGCGUCACGCUCGAUCGCAGCCAUAUAAAUAACAGGAAUCUCCACGAGGCGAGCCUACCCCCGUAUGUGGAGCUGCGACAGCAUAAACCUCCAUCUGCUAGAGCUAACGAUAAUUGUGAGCGAAACAGCGCUCCUGAAACCAAUCACGUUUCAGAGGCAGUGUUGGUAUUUGGCGAUGAAAAUGCCCUUUCGAAGGCUAAACCUCAUAGUGAAGCGGUACCAGUAGUAGCAGAGAAUAAAUUGGUAACUCUUCAAAACGGUAACAUGGAGGAAGCACGUAAAACAGGUUUGCGCCCGGCUUCCGAAAGAUUGAAUUCGACUGAUUUAAGCAACAACAAUUUAUCAGUCGCCAACAAUGUCUGCUGCACUACCGACACUCCUAUUGACGGGCUCAUAACAAAAAGACCUUCACCUACUCCAGCUGUAAAGUCCAUGGCAAAAACUGCUCCGUUGCUCAGCCGUAAAAGUCACCCGCCCUCACUGAACUCCGAAGCUCAGGAGACAAAGGUAUCAAAGACUAAGAUAUGGACAUCAUCGGUUUCCGAUUCACUCGAGAAGAAAUGUCGAUCUCCGAACUCUCGUAUUCUAAGUUCGGCUAUAAAUCAGUGUUCCCCAGUUUCGAAGACAUCGAAUUCUCCAUCUCGGUGCACGAAUCAACGUUCUCGUUUGCCUUCUCACAUAGGUCGAGCGUCGUCGUCGGCAUCUGUACAGAAAUCUUCGUCAUCAAGCGAGCAAUCGCGUCAAAGUUCUGUCACCAAGCCGUUAGCGGGUAAAACUACUAGGGUUACGGUUGUGCAUUCUAACCGAAAUGGGUUUUCUUCGAAAUCGCAUGAAGUUCAGCUGGCUCCCGCUGAUCUUUUGAAAAAGAUUUUUCUGGAAAGAUUACAAGUAACGCUUCCGGACAGCCUCGAAAACAUCGCUUUGGAGCUUUCUGACGGUGUGCAUCUGUGUAGUUUAGUUAACGCUUUACGUGCACAAACAAUCUCUUCCUUCUUUACGUCUUCAGCAGCGACACUGACCGCUCCGAAGGCAAAACGUAACGUAGACAGCUUUAUUACAUCCUGCCGAAAACUCGGUAUCUCAGAAAAAUUCAUCUGCUCACCUAAUGACAUUCUCAACCGAAGGAAUACCGCAAGCAUAGCAAAAACCGUUUUUGCUCUACAUAAACUGUUCCCACAGGAAAACGCAACGCAUGCUUGUUCCCUUGUCGUUGACAAACUUUGA
Messenger RNA from Cylicocyclus nassatus, 2152 nucleotides. Lineage: Eukaryota; Metazoa; Nematoda; Chromadorea; Rhabditida; Strongylidae. The record is from the annotation of a GenBank genome assembly.